This is a messenger RNA of Podarcis lilfordi (Lilford's wall lizard), 43958 nucleotides long. The record is from the annotation of a GenBank genome assembly. NCBI's taxonomy places the organism in Eukaryota, Metazoa, Chordata, Lepidosauria, Squamata, Lacertidae.
GCGGGGCCGUGCGCGAGGUGGGCGGGGCCGUGGGCGGGGCGUCAGCAGCAGCAGCAGCAGCGUUGGUUGGUGGCGGUGGUUCCCCUCCCCCAACCCCGGAGACUGAGAGGAAGGAGGAGGAGGAGGGAGGAGGAGGAAAACCCACCCGGAGAUAAAGGAGGGCGAGCGCUCUGAGGAAGGCUCGGCGGUGACUUGCACAGGGGCUGUGUGAGCUGAAGGGAGGAGGGGGCUAGGAAAGGGGGCGACUUUGGGUUCCUAGGGACAGGCAGGCCCCACCAGGCAGGAAGGCCCCACUUCCUUCCCAAGAGACAGCCAGUGCCCCCCCCCAACAAGAGAUAGGCAGCGCCAAGCACAGGCCCUCAGACCUUCCCCCCUCUGAAAGGAUCCUCCUUUUCAUUUCCACCCAGAAAAUACACGGCGUGUAGGCCUCUGCUUGCACUGGAGUGUCUGUCUGGGAGAUCUCUCGUUUUUAAACCCAUUGCAUAAAUACCCUGCUCUGAAGACCUUCUUUUUAGAAAACGGGGAAGUUAGGGGUGUUUUUUUUUAAAAAAAUAUUUCUGCUAGCUACUGCUCUCCGAUGGGUUCCUGAAGCCAAAGGCAGGGAGCGAAAAGCUAGGGUAGGGUGGGUGAUUUCUUCCCACUCUCCCAUUUUUAAAUUUUUUUACCCUAAUGGAGGAAGAUGGUCCUCCUAGGAAGCUACCUCUUGGACCAUGACAUGAGCUAGGGGAGGGGAAGAAGCCAAGCUCUCAAGAGCCCAAAUCAUCCCAGACGCCUCCCCAGCCACAAUGGUAAGUUUUAAAUUUAGUAUAUUGGGUUGUUUCUGAUAGUGUGAUCAUGUGUGAUAUCUUGUUAUGUGUGAUACACUGCUAUAUGUGUCACAUGUUCUAUACUGUCAUAUGUGUACGUUGGAAGUAUAAUAAUUCUUAGCAUAUAUUGUGCAUUUCAGGUGUUCAGAACAUUUUGUCUCAAUUCUUUUUUUAAAGAAAGUGGUAUCCUCAUUGUAAAGAUUUGGAGGGUGCGGUGCUUAGGCCUAGAGAUAGAUUUGCCUAAGGCUGCAUGUUAUCUCAUCUUAGCCAUCAGUAUUAGUAACAAUUCUGAGUGGAUGCUUUGCUGAUGGAUGUCUUUCCAAGUAUGUUAAAGGAAUUUAAAAGCAUUCCAAUAAGAUGCUGUUGUUGGAAGGUACCUGGGUACCUGCAGUUAAGUUGUGUUUCAAAGGACUGGCUUCAGGGCCUAAUAGUGUGCUAACAAAGCAUAUUGGACACUGGUGAACUUUGCAACUUAGGAUUCUGAUAUUAUUCCCUGUCAGCUGUAAUAGGUAGCUGGUUGUCAUCAAGGAAAAGUGCUUCAUGCAAACCAGGGCCUUAAAGAGGAAUAUAAGUUCAUGCAUCUGCAGAGCUGCAGAAACCCUUCUGGAAAUGAAAUAAAAUGAAAUAAAGGGCUGUCAUGUGGGAAAUGGACUCACUAUCUAAACUGCAGUCUUAAGACCUCUAAUCUUGCAGUUGUAUUGGCUUGUUUGGAGACAAGACUGUUGAGGGCUUGGGAAGUUUUAUAUGUUGCAGACUGAAAAUCCAUGUUUUGAUUUUCAUGGUUUUCAAUUUAGCAUCUGACUGGAAGCUGUCCUAGGUAAAUGUACAUUGCCUCAUAUACUCAAGAACAGAGCUUUCAAGCAUCUUGCCGCUGAAGUUGGCAUGUAGGUGGUUUGACUAACUAAGCAAAGCAUAGGCAAACUCAGCCCUCCAGAUGUUUUGGGACUACAACUCCCAUCAUCCCUAGCUAACAGGAUCAGUGGUCAGGGAUGAUGGGAGUUGUAGUCCCAAAACAUCUGGAGGGCCGAGUUUGCCUAUGCCUGAACUAAGCUUUCCUUGCUGCCUUUGUGUGUCUCUAGAGAUACUUGCACAUAGAAUAGUAAAUGUUGAGUUUGUGAGGUCUAUAAAUUUACAUUGCUGUGGUGUGUUCUACCUUGGCCACCACAUGGUUGUACUAUCAGUUGGGCAUGGGUUAAUUGAAAUGCUCAUUUGUUCAUUAAAAGUAUCUUCUGCCCAGGGCAGCAAACAUGUCAGUACUAAAGCUAUACAGUUAAAACCUCAAAAAAUGUGGAACCACCUCCAAGAACGCCAUUACAUGGGUCACCACCAAUGUGGCCUCCUCUGGUGGCCAUAAGGCCCAAGGUGGUUGAUACUGGAAAAUACACUCUUUUUGAUACUUGGGUCCUGAGCCAUUUAGGGCUUUGUUUGCUAGUACUAAUAUGUUGAAUUGCGCCCAAUCGUUCACUGAUGGACAGUGCAGUGCUCUAAGGAUCAGUGGUCCCACAGGUCUACCCCACUUAACAGUAUAGCAGCCACAUUCCUCACUAGCUGUAGUCUCUGGACUGCGAAGAUAGUAAAACAAAUUGUAGUGGUCCUCCAGGUGGGAGGUCACCAGAACAUGAACAGUUGAGGCCAGGCCAUCCCAAUCUGCUAAGCGGAUGAGAGGAAUUUGCUUCAAAAGAAUUUAAAAAAUGCAAGCAAGUAACCAACCCUUCAUAUAAGCUAGUAGAGGCAUGGAUGUAGUAAUAAGAGUUGGAGAGGCUCUGCAGCAAAUGAUGCUAUUGUGUGUCAUUUGAAAAAUGGAUGACACAUUUUUCAAUGACUUCUUCAGACCUGGCCUCAAAUGUUUAGGUGCCUUUGGAUUACUGGGUGCCUUGAAUGUUUACAGUCAUAUAAUUCUCCCUCUUAUUUAAGCAUUCAAUCCAAGAGAAAAGUCCAUGUAUGCACGGACAUUCCUCCACCAAACACACCCCACUCUUAUAUAAAUUGGAUGGCUUAAUCAUUGCACUUCUAUGCAUGAGACUCAAAGCUCGAAUUGUUCAUUGCCGCUUUAUUUCCUGUUCUCUUUGAGCAAUUUGAGUCAUACUGGCUUGAUCUAUUGAAUUCUUUUCUCCAAGUUGUAAGUGAGAGGAGGAGCAUGCUGUGUCUUUAGUAUAAUUCUGCUGCAGAGUGCUGUUUUGAUCAUUGACCAAAGAGUUUUUUGCUGCUAUAAAGGCCACUGGUUAGAACCAUCUUCCAUAGGAAAGAAGCAUGUAUGGUUAAAGCAUUUGCUGGCACAGGUAGUGUUUUGAUGAUGGUGGUGACAAUUGGGGGUCCACAAACUUUGACUGGUCUUGGUAGCCAACCAAAAGUUUUUGGUCUUCGGGGCUCUCACAUUAGGAAUAUGGACUUGUCGCUGACCUCACACGGUGCAUCUGAAUUCACCAUGAAGAGGGUGGUAUGCCUUUGAAGGUGCAGUACCAAAACCCAAGUGCCAGGUAUACUAUCAACUUUGGGGAGCGAGAUGGAGGGAGAAUUAUCACUAGAAGGUGAGCACAACUGUGGGAACGUUUCCAGUCCCUUUCUCCAUUUCCAAGGUUGGGAGGAAGCUUGGGGGCUCAUCAGAGGGCUUGCCAUGGCAAGCGGAAUUGUGAAAUCCUGAUAUUGUUGAUGGCAACAAUAGCAUUUGCAGAGCACUGAGCAGGGUAUUUAGAGUGCUUACAUUAUUGCAGAAGCCUAGGGUGGUGUACAAAAGGAUUAUCCCAGUUUACAACAGCCCUCUCAGGUUAGGAUGUGAGAUAAAGACUCUCCGAGUCCCCCACUGAAUUUCAUGACAGAGAGGAAUUUUUAACCUGUGCCCCAUUACACCAUGUUAUCGCAAUAAUCCUUAUAUAUAGGUCAAUAUUCUUAUCCUCACAUUGCAGUGGUAGAGGAAGCAGGGAUAAAAAGUUAAUAGGUUGCCUAAAGACACCCAUAAGGUUCAUAGCAGAGAUGAGACUAGAAUUGAUGACUUCUUUGUGUAUAGUUCAUUGUAUGGUUAGCACCUGUGGUACCCUAGCUCUAAAAGUUUUAAUUAGAGCUAUUUAUUUAUAAUGAAAUUUUAUGUCUCACCUUUAUAAGCAUGUGCCACUCAAAAGUUUCUGUUGAAUGCAGGGGACGAAAAGGUCUUGGGUGUGGGAUAAGUUAUUGAACAGGCUCAUGUACAGGAGAACAAUCACUUCUUCCCAUAAGUUAUAUCAUAUUCAAGUUAUUUCCUGCUUCUCAUGCCACUUUCCCCUGUAACGAUUGUUAACAUCGAAGGUCCACAAACUCAUUCACCUAUUAGAUGAGCAGGGUUUGAAAUUAGCAGGGCGCCAGGAGCAUUUCGUGCCUAAAGAUUCUCCAUUUGCGAGCACCUCAAAAGGUCUGGGUGCCAUUUUUUUGCACCUGGCUGACUGAAAUGUAUGUGCUUUGAAGCCCUGAAGCAUAUGUUAAGGAUAGACAGUAUGUUAAACAAUAAAGAGUAGAGUGUUUUGAAAACUGAAGUAUGAUACCAAUAUUUUUAUUGUAAACACCAAAUUAAACAUGUAUUAACAAUUUCUGUUAAAAAUGUGAUAUUAACAAUGUGUCAAUUAUGUGAAUUGUGUAGUAGUUCAUGCUUAUCAAAAUAAAUAAAAAGAAAGUGUUACUGCCCCCCCAAUGGCAACUAAACAUUCUGUUUUGGCACCCACAACCCAAGUCCCAUGAGCCAGUUGGCUCCUAGCUUUUCUAUCCCAGUUUCUAACACUGUAGUCAAGGUAACCUGGUGAGGGCAAUAUCAAGGAGAAUUCCUAUACUACUACUGAACCGAGAAGGAUGGAGAAUCUCCCUGGCAGUUUCCUAAGCCUUGCAGAUACUUUGAGAGCCGCGAGACUUUUCUCUGAUUGCUGGAAUGUCUAUACUCAGCACAACAGGCAUGAACUGUCACUUUUUUGCAGUUCAGCAUGGUGGAAGAAGGAAGAACCCCCUCCUUCCUUCCCCACAACUUGCAAUGGACCUUGAGCAGCUGCCAUGCAAGCCACUUCAGGGGGUGCAGGAUCAGAGCAAGCAGAAAUGUGGCCAACUACCAAGGCCAGUCAAAAUUGAUGGGCCGCUGAUUAAAAUGUGUGUGCAAAACCAGAUUUGAAGUUUUCAUCUCAGACAGGUGCUCAGUGUUUUUCUUCAGGCUUUUUCUCACUGAACAUGUCUGACUAUUGAAGUGACGGAUGUGUAUCUUCCACCCACUUCCUCAAAUGUAGCUUAAGAAUCUACAUAGGGAGAAAUAGUGGAACAAGCAGACUGAACUGAGGAAACAUAUUGGGUGUAUUUUGUGUACUGUGUGUAAUGAGAGGGCACUGCUCUUCUCCAUUGCAGCUUCACUAUGACACACAUCUAAAACCACUGGAGUCUGUUAUUUCAGUAUUUCUCCUCUCUGCUAUCAAAGACAGCUUUCCUGCUUGUCCAAGUAAUUUAAUACGAACUCCAUGCAAUUCUUUGUUUUCGGUCCCCACUUUGUCAUUGAUCUUUCUGGUAAGAAGUAUAUUAUGUCUUUCUUUUUCAAGUUCUAUGUAGUUUGCCACUGAUUUAGAAAGGUCGUUGGGCUCUGGCAUGUGUCAACUGGGGAAAUAUGCCUAAGUGGAGGUGGAGAAGGAUGUCUUUAAUGCCUGUUAAUAUUUGUUUUCUAUUAGCUGGCUGGAUAACCUUUUGAGUGUGCUGUAUUUGCCAGGAGCAGUGUGAAGAAUGCUGUUCUAACUAUCCUGAGAAACCCCAGAAGAGAGCUGGGUUCAGUUUACGUCCCCUGGUGUGAUUGUCAAUUAAGAACUUGACCCAGAACAUUUGAGUACUUGUCAAAGCACUGCCCUAACAACUAAUUACCUGUGCUGUGAUAUGCUCGUAUGCCUGCAUAAGAAACCUGAUUCCCUCAAUCUUCUCAAAUCUGGCCAGACUGACUUUAGCACCUUUCUUUAGUGGAGGGCACUCCAUUAAAGCUGGAUGCACUCUUGAAUUAUUUUGACCUGAUCUGACUACUUGAGUAUCUGUGGCUACCUUGCUAAAGCUAAGCAUAUGUGAGUCUGGUUUGUGCCUGAAACCCUUGAGUUCACCACGGGGGUGUGGAGGGAGCAAAAGAAGAAUGUAAUAAGACAGGUAUCUUCAAUCUUUUCAGACCCACUUUUAACCCCAGCAUUCAUUUGGGGACCCUUUAAAAAAAUAUUUCAUCAUAUAUUUGCAUGAUGGUAGUGCUCCUGUUGUGACCUACCUUUGAUCAGACCGUGAUCCUCCAGUUGAAGAUUAGUGUACGUACACCCCCCAUCCCCGCUUCCACAUCACUUCUAAGUAAACUUGGGUCUCUCUUUUUAAAAAAGCAGCCUUUGCUCCAUUGCUUAAAAGGAAGAUAUUGUGUGUUUGUGAAAACACAGUGCAUCAGGCCUACCCUUUCUCUUGCCCACAAUCCUUGUUUGCUUCACAUUUUGAAUACCAUUACUUUUAUCAGAAUAAAUCAUGCCAAUUUAUGCAGACUUGUUCAGAGAAGGCUGGCUAAUUCAAGAGCACCUAAAUCUAUAUUUCAAGCCAUGUUAAGAAACCUCACACUGGCAGGCAGUCUAAACUUGUGGAAUUGUUUGCUACCUAUCAGAAUGACUCAAGGUGAGAACCUAACAAGUACAGGAGCUAAAAUGUCAGAUUUGGAUAAAUUCUCAUCUAGCUGCAAAGCAUGCUGAGCUGGCCCUACUAAAACAGAGUGUGACUUCCUUAUAGUUUAGGCUUCAUCUGAAAAUGAGCCAGAGUUGUGAACUACUCUGCUGAAAAGUGCUGUAAAAUUUAUUUCAGGAUCUGAGAGAGAUUAUAGCAUGAGGCGGAAAAUGUGGUUAGAUUAGGCUGUAAAUGAUUACCAUGCACACAUCAAAUAUGUUAGAUCAGUGGUUCUUAAAGGGUGUGAAAGCCCAACCACACUGGUGUGGCAUACAGGAGAGGAUGGCAGGAAGAUUCAAGGGCAAUCAAAGAAAUAUUUAAACAUUUCAUUGUAAUAUAGUAUAGCGCAGUGUCAAAAUUAUAUAUAUAUAUAUAUACACACACACACACACACACACACACACACACACACACACGCAGUACCCACGCUUCACUUCAAGAGGUUACUCUUCUGCAGUUCUCCACAAUAUAUUGUUGUGAACAAGGAUUUUCAGGUUUGACAACUAUGGAAGACCAGAAAAGAGAAAGGCUUAUUUGUGUUGAUGAGGUGAAAGUUUGUUUGUCUUAAAUUAGACCUAAUAUAAAUGAGAUUACCCAGCAUAAAGCAAGCUCACACCUUUGUAUAUAGGUAAAAAGGUAAAGGACCCCUAGACGGUUAAGUCCAGUCAAAGGUGACUAUGGGGAGCAGCGCUCAUUUAGCUUCAGGCUGAGGGAGCCGACAUUUGUUCACAGACAGCUUUCUGGGUCAUGUGGCCAGCCUGACUAAACCGCUUCUGGCGCAAUAGGACACCGUGACGAGUGCCAGAGUGCACAGAAACGCCGUUUACCUUCCUGCCAUAGCGGUACCUAUUUAUCUACUUGCACUGGUGUGUUUUCAAACUGCUAGGUUGGCAGGAGCUGGGACAGAGCAACAGGGGCUCACCUCGUCACGGGGAUUCGAACCGUCAACCUUCUGAUUGGCAAGCCCAAGAGGCUCAGUGGUUUAGACCACUACCCAUAGUUGCCUUUGACUGGACUUAACCUAGGCUUGCCAUAUUUCAAAAAGUAAAACAGACCCCAAAUUGUUGAGCUUUGUGGUGUAUAUGAUGCCACGCGAAAAUAGGUUUAUUGAGGAUGAAGGUGGUGUGAGGAGAAACGGCAGUUGGGCUGAAGGGAGAGGAAGGGGAUGGGGAGGGCAACUAACAGGUGUGCGCACACAAAGAGAGACUGGCCCCACGUGCUGCCCACCAUCCACCCUCAACGACACACUCUCUUCUCUUGGCUGCCCCCCCUUUUGCCAUUGGUGCCCUUCUAGGCAGCCUCAGAGACAGAGAGAGACUAGUAGUUUGGGGCUGUGCGGUGCAUUAGAGCUUCAACGAAAAUGCUUGUUUCCCUUGGCCUUAAGUGUUUCAUGUGGUUUAGCAUUUGGUCAGGAUUUGCCAUAUUUACCUCUCAUAUAUUGUUGCAAUCAAUAUUCUGUUUUGAGCUGCUGAUUGAAGACAAAUGAGGUUAACAGCUUGUGCUCAUAAUGUUACAGCUUUUAAAAAUAUCCCAUUUCCAAGCACAUGCUCCAACAGAACCAAGGUUGAAUUCAUUAGUCCCAGUGUUUGGUGGUGCAGGGAGUACUUCACUACGGUGUUCACAACUCCCAUUGCUCUAGGCACAUUUUGUGACAGGGAAUUAGAUUAGCAUGAGCAGUUUCUGAGCUCUGGGCGCUGAACUGCGCCUACGAUUUCAGAUUAAAACUGCAGAGUGGAAGGAAAGAAGGACCUUUUUCUGCCUUCCCACUUCCAGCUACUCUCUGAAGACUGGAGAAGAGACCCUCUUAAGAAUAUUAGGAGGGGGUGGGCAGGGGAAUGACUAGACCAUGUGAAAAAUGGAACAUAAUAUUUUAGCUGCAGUUCAUUCAUUUUCACUUUUGUAUUCUGGUUAUAAAAAAGCGUGCCCGGACAUUCCGUUGUUGCACCCAUAAUCUAGGUUGAAGGUGCCAUUUAGCUCAGUUUUUAACACUGCUUCACUGCUCUUUAGACAUAGCAGCUGAAAUCUAAAAAAUGAGUUUCUUUUGUAUUCUAAAGAGCUCACUCGGAACCCAGCCCACUGGAGUAUAGGAAUUAUAAAAAAUUUCCCAAAUCUUCAUGCUUCCUCUUCCAGAGAGCCUUUUAUUUUGAAUUAUGCACUGAUGGAAUUAAAACACAUCCUUUUUGUAAAUGUCUGGCAGUGCACAUGGAUUCAGAGUUGAAUACAUUUGGAAUUGCGGGUAGAAUUGCAGCAUGGCUGAGAUUCCCAUUUUACAGAUAAGAAAAGUGGAUAAGAAGGAACAGUUUGAGCCAUGGCAAGCUAGGAAAGACCCCAGUUUUCCAGAAUUGUUCAGCAUUGUGUCUACGAAGGCCAGAAUAGGGUUCAGAAGGUAACCUUGGAAGGUGUACCUGGUCUUUGUCUGCUGCUGCAGGGGGAUACAGUACUUGGCAAUAGGUUAUCUUUUGUUGUUGUUGACCUCUUUUCUUAUCCUGAGUUAGACAACUGGUCAAUUAAUUCAGUAUUGUCUACAGUGAAUGGCAGCAGCUUUCUAGGGUUUCAGACAGGGGUCCCUCCCAACCCUACUUAGAGAUGCUGGAGGUGGAACCUGGGACCUUUUGGAUUUUGAAUCCCAGUGCAAGGCAAAGGAGUACAGAAUAGCUGUUCUGAGCAUUCUGGCCAAGCAUGGAACCGGGAAAGAUUUUUUUUAAAAAAACCUUUUCGAAAAUAUUUGUAUGUAAUAGCAUACAAAGUAGCUUAGAGAACUGAAGAAAAAGUAUGGUAGAAAGUCUUGUGUACAGUUCUGCUUUUGCAUCUGCUGUCAAAAAUGUGAUUAAAGAAUAACUUAGAGUCCUUAGAGCAUAUAAACGCAGGAUUGGUUUUGACAACCGUCCAUUCUUUAUCGUUAUUAGAAUAACCUUCUCUCAACAAACAUUCUUAAGGGAUAGGUUUCUAUUUUAAGCUUAUGAAGAGAAUAUGAAAAUGCAGUAUUUUGUUGCUAAGAAACAAACUGCAGUGUGUAAGCCUGUCUAAAUGUAGCUUUUGUAAAGGUGUUUCUGAGUUCAGAACUGGUUAAGUAUAUUUUUCCUUACCACUACUUUCCAUUGGAAAUUGAGGAAAUCCAGUUGUAACAGGGUGGACACUCUAGAAAUGUAGUUUUGUAUGUUAAAAGCUAAAAAUAUUUUUCAGGCAUAGUUUUGGAAAGCUCUCUAGAACAGUUGCGAUGCUGGAUUCCUUGAGCUCUGGCUGCCUGCUUUUGUCAUUUAAUACUGAAUAUGCAACAAUAGUUAGGCUUCAUUCUCUGUGUAACAUUUUAAAAGCAAAUUAUUACCUGUUCUAACAAUACUUCGGCUAUCUUAUUCAUCCAUAACUAUUAGUAAGAUGACUAGGCUGUGUACACUCUGUUACUUAGAGCACAUUCAAAGCACAUUUCUCCCCUCAAAGAAUUCUGGGCAAUGUGGUUUGUUAAGAGUUGCUGAGAAUUGUAGCUCUUUGAGGGGUAAACUACAGUGCCCACAAUUCUUUUUAGGGGGGACAUGUGAUUUGAAUGUACAGUACCUCGGUUCCCGAACAUAAUCAUCUUGCUCUCAGCGGAAGCCACAUCACAUGUUCGGGUUCCAAAAAACGUUAGAAAACGGAAGCAUUUACUUCCAGGUUUUUGGCGUUUGGCUUCUGAAACAUUUGACAGCGGGGGCAUUUGGGAACUGAGGUAUCACUGUACUUUAAAGGUGUAUGUUGUGCAUGCAGCCUUAGGCCCUGUUAGACGAGCUUGUUUGAGCUCACCUUACUCAUCCCUUCCUCUCUUGUGUGCAAAUUCCCCUGCCCUCUUCUUCCUAGGUAUGCCCAGUCUUGAUCUGUAAACCCUGGCUUUGGUACUUAAACAGAUCCUUUGUUCCAUUAAGGGCUCUGUGAACUCUGCCUCCACACUUCCAAAUUCUGUAAUAAGAAUGCCCAAAUGUGCUUGUAAACACAAAACUUAAAUGGAUCUACACUGCAUAAUUUUGCUCACAAGAUUGAGGAGGGGUUUUGGUUUUUUAAUUUUUUUGUGAGGAGAAUGUUUGAUAGAUUAAUUAAAGAAAAAAAAACCUUAGAGCAAUAUUAGGUUGAACUAGGGGAACCUAAUGUUAACACUGUUCUUGAAAUGUCAUUGUCAGGCAUCAGAAGAGGCCUCGCUGCGAGCUUUGGAGAGUCUAAUGACAGAGUUUUUCCACAAUUGCACUACUAAUGAAAGGAAGCGUGAGAUUGGUAAGCUCAGUAUCAUUUCCACAUUCUCCAACCUCAGUACCAAAUGCCUUUGGCUAGGCAUGACACCUGAAAGGAUGGCAACAGGUUUCAUAGCUAAGAUAUUCUCUGAGUAGUUCUACCAUUGGAUGCAACCCAGUGUAUAUUUUUUAUAUGUCCACUUCAAUUCAUAUUUCACUGCAUGCUUAAAGCUCCUUGAAUGCAACCAAAGCUUUCAGAAACACAUAGGCCUCCCUUGACUGGAGGGCAGAUGUCAUUUGGAUGAUCAAAGUACUAAUAUCUGUGCUUAGUGCUUGAUCAAGUCUUGCUUAAAGGUAAAGGGACCCCUGACCAUUAGGUCCAGUCAUGACCGACUCUGGGGUUGCGGCGCUCAUCUCGCUUUACUGGCCGAGGGAGCCGGCGUACAGCUUCCGGGUCAUGUGGCCAGCAUGACUAAGCCGCUUCUGGCGAACCAGAGCAGCGCACAGAAACGCCGUUUACCUUCCCGCCGGAGCGAUACCUAUUUAUCUACUUGCACUUUGACGUGCUUUCGAACUGCUAGGUUGGCAGGAGCAGGGACCGAGCAACGGGAGCUCACCCCGUCGCGGGGAUUCGAACCGCCGACCUUCUGAUCGGCAAGCCCUAGGCUCUGUGGUUUAGACCACAGCACCACCUGCGUCCCUAUAAGUCUUGCUUAGAAGCCCCCAAAAACCUACAUGAAUGAAUAGAUGUGUUACAAUGCCUCUUGAGCUGUGAAUUAGUGAACCACUCAGAAGGAAUUGUUACUACUUCAGGCAAGUCGAUAAUGGCAUUUCCUAUAUGAUGUGCUGUUAUAGAGGUGGGGGUCUCCAACAUGGAACCCAUGGGCAUCACUGUGCCCUCAGAUACCCUCUCUCUGACACUGCCAAGACCCCCCUCUCGCUCCCAAUCUUUAAUUUUGUUUUGUAUUAUCUUUUGGAGAAAAUGACUCUUGAGGAGACUGGCUUGUUUGGGGGGUUUACUCUUCUGAGUAUUCCAGUUGUUGUUCUGUGAAAUUAGCAUUUUAUGGUGCCAACAACAACUUUUUAGAUUUCUAGAUGUGUCUCUGGGCCCCAAAAGGCCAGGUACCCCUGCCAUGUAGACUCUGUGCCUUCUUUACUUAAUAGAUGCACAAGCAGAAAUGCACAAAUGGAAUUCAGAACGUAUGUGUGUGUUAUUUAGCUUUUUGUGGAACUGCAAAACUGCAAGUUCUUACUUUCUCCCACUUGCUGCCGCCUCCUGCAUCCAUUUCAGCAUGGGAAUAGUCUGCAUACCACAAUAUGCCCCCAGAGGACUCUUUCAAAAGAAAUUUUCUCUGCUGGGAGGCAUGAGCUAGGUUCAGAGCCAUUAUCUUUAGGUAUCCAGUCAUUGGAAGGGUGAUUCAAGUCUGACGUGAACCAUAAUGAGAACCUAUUAUCCUUCUCUUGACUCCCUUUGGAUAAGUUGUUUUGAGUCAAAUUUAGAUGCAGAGGUUGACCCACCUCUUUAAACGUGCAGUUGGCUCAAUCAUGUGUAAAGCAGGAGUUCUAAUUUUAAGAAUGAAAGGGGUACACGAGGAGGAGGGGUUGUUGAAAUUGCUCCCCCUCCCUCCACAGGUUACCUCACCCCCACAAUCUUGUCUUCCAGAAGUACCAGAAAUGAACCUGGCAUAAGCAGUGGACAUGGAGAGAAAUUAGUACCCCUUACCUGUUUCUUCCUUUGUUCUCAAAGCAGAAUGCACACAGGACACACACCCUUUCCUUGCUUGACAUGUGCUCAGGUCAGGGCUGCAAUUAAAGAGACCAGUCUUACAGCACCAUCAUGUCUAGUGUGUUCCUUGGACCUGCCAGACUCCCAUGUCUGUUACCUAAAUUCAGAAGCCCAUUGUUUCCUUUAGAAAUCUGCUUGGCCUUCCCUGCUUUCCACCAUUGGAUGAUAAACGCAGAGAGCUAGCAGUCCUGAGCUUCCUUACUUUUAUGUUCAAGAAGGUACUAUAUUUUGUACCCCAGGUUGCCCCAAAGUCCAAUUGCAUAAUAACCUGCGAGCCCUUCCCUGCCCCCUGUGUAAGGUGUAGUUUAUUUGGAACUAUUGAAUUGGCUAUUGAAUUGCCAAAUGACUUGAAAUUCUAUGAAUUUUAACACAGUUUUUGGCGUUUUUUUUUAACCAGAGGAGCUCCUGAACAACUUUGCCCAGCAGAUUGGUGCCUGGAGAUUCUGCCUCUAUUUCCUGUCGAGCACAAGAAAUGACUAUGUAAUGAUGUACAGUUUGACAGUGUUUGAGGUAAGGUACUAGGCAAGAGUAAACUUGCUCAAAGCAUGCCUCUUACAAGUUCUGUUUCACUCCGUUAACUCUGUUGUGGUGAUAAUUCGAGCUGGUCCAGGGGUAUGGAUAGCCUUGGGUCCCCAGAUGGUAUUGGACUAUAACUCCCAUGAGCCCUGGCCAGCAUGGUUGCGAAUGAUAGGUACUAUAGUCCAGUAACAUCUGGGGACCCAAGGUUGGAAAAGGCUGCCUUAGAUUAUUCUUCCGCUAUACCAUCAGAUUGUUUGCUGUGUUUAAUGACAACGUUUUGCACUAUGAGUAUUUCCCAUUCCAUACAGAGCAGCAGAGGUGAUGAGUUUGAAUUGAUUUUUUGUAACCCUGAUUUAAAGAUAGCAAAUGUUGGUCACCUGUUAUUCUUACAGAUGGGUUUUCCUUUUGGCAGACAGAUUUCCAUUAUCUUGUUUAUUUAUUGCAUUUUAUGAGAUAAUUCCCAAGAAUUUCAGUCUAGCCUUAGUAUUAAUGAUCACCAUUAAAUAUACCCCUUGUUUUUUGUUAGCUGUCUUGAAAGGUUAAAUAUUUUCUGCUCUGGCCAUGAACAGGGACAUGCUUUAGGUGCUAAGUAGUAGGGUUACGAUUUCCCCUCUUUACGAUUCCCUCUUGGGAAUACAGUGGUGCCUCGCAAGACGAAAUUAAUCCGUUCCGCGAGAGUCUUCGUCUAGCGGUUUUUUCGUCUUGCGAAGUAACCCUAUUAGCGGCUUAAUGGAUUAGCGCUAUUAGCGGUUUAGCUGCUAUUAAAGGCUUAGGGGAUUAGCUGCUAAAAGGCUAUUAAAGGCUAUUAAAGGCUUAGCAGAUUAGAUAAAGGGCGGGAAAAGCGGAAAAAAAAAUCUCAAGACUCUCAAGACAUUUUCGUCUUGCGAAGCAAGCCCAUAGGGGAAUUCGUCCUGCGAAGCAACUCCAAAACGGAAAACCCUUUCGUCUAGCGGUUUUUCCGUCUUGCGAGGCAUUCGUCUUGCGGGGCACCACUGUACAUCGUUCAAUUGUAAGCAAAUACUUUACUGUUUAAUUCCAUUACUAAGUAAAUAUUCUGAAGCAGAUUUCCAGAUAGUCAGCAUUUUCCUAGAUUUGGUAUUGUGCCCUCUAGGUUUAAUAUGAUGACUGUCAGCUCUUAAUAGUAGCCGUAAGCAAGAUAUUUCAAAGAUUCCAAGUUUAGUACAAAAUGACACCUCACUUUCUUUUGUUCUUCCCACAGAACCUGAUUAACAAGAUGUGGCUUGGGGUUCCAUCACAAGAUAAAAUGGAGAUUCGCAGCUGCCUGCCCAAGCUUCUUUUGACUCACCACAAAACUCUGCCUUACUUCAUUAGGAACAAACUUUGCAAAGUCAUUGUGGAUAUUGGCCGGCAAGACUGGCCAAUGUUCUACCAUGACUUCUUUACAAACAUCUUACAGGUAAGGCAGUCCUUAGAAAAUCCUUGACUGAAGUCGGCUUUCUUGAGCAUGUCCAAAUGAAAAAUUUGAGAGAGGGAAUGAUGGCCUAAUAUGUUAGUACAUUUUCAGUUUUCUUGUUGAAGGGAAACCAAAGGAUAAAAUUGUGAUGUGUUUCCUAAAAAUCCUUUCAUUUUGUUAAAGCCUAGCUUGUCUUACAUAAAUAUAUCAUCUUCAGUAACACAGCUGUCUAAAAUCUGCUAACUUUUAGUUCUAGUAUAAGAGAGCAUGCUAUGAACCCAAGUGCCAUAGCUAAAAUUUUCAUUUAGCCAUGCUCUUAUUUGAAUCAUCUCACCAUCUCUCUACUUCAGCAUGCUAUCUGUAAUAUGCAUAUAAUAAACUAGUCUACCUUUCAAAGUUAGUGUUAGAAUUAUGUGAUAUAUAUUGCUCUCAGAAAACAGCAUUUUAUAAAUGCACGUUGUAUUAUUAGAAUUGCCAUAUCACAGGGAGCUAGCAUUUUCAAGUAAAUGAUUAAAAAUCUGUACUGUUGCUUAGACUGGCUUCACACAUUGCUUAUUCUGGUGUGGAAGUCCAUCUCCAUGCCAGGAAAAGCAGGUAUUGUGUUAUGUGUGAACAGUCUUGCCAGUGUCUGUCAACUUGGGGGACAUCCAUUAUGUGUAAUGGCUACACAAAGUUGACAGACACUGGCAAGACUGUUCACACAUAACACAGUACCUGCUUUUCCUGGCAUGGAGAUGGACUUCCACACCAGAAUAAUUGGUCCUCCAGAGAUGCACUCUGUUGUAACAUAUAAGUGCAUCUCUGGAGGACCAAUUCCUGUAUUAUGCUGGUACCAUUUUUUAUUUUUUUUUGCUUUCUUUUCUCUCUCAUUCAAUAUUCCAGGUAAUUUUUGCCCUUCUGUUUACUACAAUGAAUAUAUAGCUCUUUCCCACUUUGUCUUUCCACUGAUGUCUUUGGGACUAGAAGAUGGCAUGUAGAAGCUUUCCUGUUCAAAAACACUGUAGAGAUAAGAUGUCUGCAUUCUAAGGCUAAAUUUAUUGCCCCCCCCCCUUUAGAACUCUGUAGUUCAUCUACCAAAUUCAAAGAAGCUGUUGUCUGCUAAUACUUAAACCUGACUUUCCUAACAGUUGAUCCAAUCCCCUGCGACAACUCCACUUGGGCUGAUCAUGCUGAAGACGACAUCGGAAGAGUUGGCAUGCCCACGGGAGGACCUCAGCAUAGCAAGGAAGGAAGAGUUGCGCAAACUGCUCCUGGAGCAGGUUCAGACUGUCCUUGGGCUUCUCACAGGUUAGUGGAAAUGACAGACAUGUGGUGGUGGAGGGGGCAGCAUCCUUGUAUUAAAAAGCAGUACAAAAUAUGAGACCCUGAUGAGACAACGGUCAUAACUUCCUCUGACAUAAGAAUACAGCAGAACUAUUAAUUCUCGUGACGCCUAAGCAAACAAUAUGGAGCUCUCUGCUGCAAGGCAUGUACUGACUUCCUCUGUCAGGCUUGGAACAAUGCUUUCCCUGGGUGCAGGAGCAGCCUUAGUUUACAUGAAACUGUUACUUAAUGUAGUAUAAUGGGAACUCUCAUGCAAUUGCUGGGGAUUUUGCUCUUCUUUUCUGAUAGGUAUUUUGGAAAGCAUCUGGGAUAAGUACAGUGUCACUGCUGCCACUCCACCACCAUCUCCAACUUCAGGAGAAAGUGGUAAGGUUUGAACUAAUCAUUAAUGAUUUUUAAACUGUGGAUUAAGACCUACCUACGUGGGAAGAACUAUGAGGUGUUGUCCAUUAAAGAAAAGAAAUUCAUUUCUCAAGCUGUAGGGGAGCUGCUGAAGUACAACACCUUUUUAUACUGUGGACCAUAUUGAGAAGUGUCUGUGGUGUGCAAUCAUUGCCCUAGUUCCUGGCUGGAAAGGAACCUUAUUGUAAAUUCCUUUCUUAUGAUCCAGGGCUUCUGACACUUACCCAACAAUGUGGCAAGGAGCCAUGCUGCAGUGGCACUCUGGCUGCUUGGGCAAUGUUGUAAUGAACCCUUCUGAUGACAUACAUUCAUUCAUCUCAUUCUUGGCAGAUGUGCCACUCAUAAUGCUUAUGAGUGUGUGCCAGAAUAUGGCAAUUUAUACUUGCUCACUUCAGAAAAAUGAGAGGAGUAGUACAACUUAGUUGAUGUAACCAAAAAAACCUAAUCUUGCUGAAUAAAUUCAGUCCAGACUAAUGCAUGAUUUAAAUGGGGAGAAGCUCAGUGGGCUUCCCUGCGUACUUAGUUAAACCUCAGCAUAACUUUCAAACAGAAAAAGGGAAUGGAUGCUCAGAAUAUAUGCACCUGGAAAAAGAUUCUUAAUCAAGGGACUUCAGUGUGUAGCUGUGGACUGCCAAAUGUCAUGAAGAUUGAAAAACAUUGGGAAGUUUGGGAACCUCAGUCUGAUCCUCAGCACAUACAUGCUUGUGAGCAGCUUGCUGUAAGCUACAGCUGAGACUUCAGUCUGUGAAAUAGUGGGUGGAAAGUCAGAAAUGAUAAAACAUAGUGUCUAAAAAUGUGAGCAGGGAGUUGAGAUGUCCCUGAUUCAAAUUUUGCCUCAACUAGAACCUUGACUAGUUGGAUGUAAUGCAACCCCACCACCACCCACACGUAUUCUGAAAUUUAGGAAUGCUAAUACUGGUCUAGUUUAGUGUUGUUAGGAUCACCAAGAGAAAAUAUGUGAACUGCUUUGAACAGUCAAGUGUGCUAUAUGAAUGUUAGGAAACAGUGAAGCUCAUUGUGUGAUCUUGGACCAGCUACUAUCCCUUUGUUUCACCUACCCCACAGGGAUGGGGCUGGAGGCAAAAACAAGUCUGUUAGAAUAAAGGACAGGGUUGUCCUAUAAGAAUUUCAAGGGACAGAAGUAUGAAUGAUAAUGCUGGUGUUUCCAUUUAUCAUUUCUCUACACUAGCUUGUUGUUGAAGAAUACUUUUCCAAUUUUAUACGUGUGUGAUUGGUGUGUGUGAGUGUGGGUGUGUCAAACAUAUAUAUUUGUAAAAUGUCACCAUGAGCUCCAUGGAGGAAAGAUGGGAUAGAAAUUUAGUAGGUGGUGGUAGAUCCUGACCACAGUUUACCAGAUCUGUAUUUCCUGGUUUGUGUGCCAAAAUGGCCAAAAGCUCUGCACCAAAAAGAGCUUGGUUCUGAUCCAUGUGAAUUCUGACAAGUAGACUUGGUUUCAAUCUUCCCUUCCCCAGGUGACCUUUUAAGUAGCUUGUUGCAGAGUCCCAGCACAGCCAAACUAUUGAACCAGCCAAUCCCCGUCCUUGACACAGAGAGCGAGUACAUUUGUUCCCUGGCAUUGGAGUGCCUAGCCCACCUCUUCAGCUGGAUCCCUCUGUCUACGAGCAUCACCCCUUCCCUCCUCACCACCAUAUUCCAUUUUGCCCGCUUUGGCUGCGACACCCGAGCCAGGAAGAUGUCCUCCAUCAAUGGCAGCAGCCAGAACUCUGUCUUGAAUCAAGAACGUGGCCGGCUUGGGGUGCUUGCCAUGUCUUGCAUCAAUGAACUGAUGUCAAAGAACUGUGUGCCUGUGGAGUUUGAGGAGUACUUGCUGCGGAUGUUCCAGCAGACGUUUUACCUCUUGCAGAAGAUCACCAAGGAGAACAAUGCCCAUACGGUGAAGAGUCGGCUGGAGGAACUGGACGAGAGGUAAGGGAGAGCCAGCCCAGACAAAUCGAUAUUGUUGAUCUUUUCUGUUUACUGCAAGACGGUCUUUACUGAUUUCUUGUCAUGCAUGGUGUGUCUAAUCACCUUUUUUCAGAGUCCUGUGAUGAAGAAGGAAGGGUGGGCAGGUAGGUGUGACCAGGUACGUUGGCUGUGGGAGGCUGACGUUGCAAAGCGACUGCGGUGUUUGUAUUCCUUCUUCCUCCCCCCCCCCCCCCCCCGGUUCAUUACAGUUUGGCUGCAGGUCUGAGGUUGCACAAGAUUUGAAUUUGCCUUCAUUCGGUUGUUGCUAAAAGCAGCCAAAGAGACAUAGUGAGGUAAAAGGGUCUUCCUUUUCUAUCUGGCCUCUACUGUCAAAUUCCAAACAGAUGGGGAUGCUAAUUGUAGGCAUGAAAUCACGCAGAACCAUUAGAGGUUUUAAAGUAACUUAGGAGAGCUGCAGUGGCUUGUGCUAUUGAACCAGCUAUGCAAAAGAAGUCAGUUUAUUUUCCUGUUCCUUUAAAUAUCUAUAGAUUUACUUGUACUCUUUUUAGACAAGAGACUAGUAACCUUGGGUCACAUCCACACUAUACAUUUAAAGCACAUUUAAAGCUUGACUCCCCCCAAAGAAUUCUGGGAACGAGUUUUCUCCUUGGAGAACUGCACUUCCCGUUUCCCUUAACAAACUGCAGUUCCCAGGAUCCUCUGGGUAAAGCCAUGUGUUUUAGAUGAGUGCUGAAUGUGUAUUAAAUGUAUGCUGCGGGAUCUACCCUUAGGGAAGUCAAGUUAGUUUGUUUUUAAAACAGAAAUGUACUGAGAAAACUUUGGGCUGCUUUUGUCAAUGACUUUUGACAAUAAAGCAAAAGUACCUUGGCUUUCUAGAGGAGCUGUUGAAGUGGAUACUGGCAGAGAUGGUUAUAGGAUUUAGCACUCUGUGUGCUUCAAAUUGCUGCCAGAGAGGGAUUCAAGGGAUCUGUUGGUGCAACUGACAAUAUCAUUUGUUUCUACAAAUGAAUGUUCCUGGAAGGCUAACGUCAAAAACAAGAAGUAGUGGUGUUAUAAGUCAGCACUAGUCUGACUUUUCUUAGACUUUGAGCACCUGCAAGGCAUCCAGCCUAGUCAUACCUUAUCCAAUUCCCAGUUUUUUCUACACCCACUCACCUCAAUCUUUUACCUAAUAUCUUCCUUCUUUCCUAGUAGACACUUCUGCUUCAAAGGAGAGGGCAUAUUAUGUAAAACAUCUUCUAGCUCCUGCAUGUCACUAGUAACCAUGCUGUGCUGUUCUUUUUUUUAAUGAGGAUUAACUGAACUGAGUAUUAAAUUUGUGAGCAGCAAAUCAAAUGUGAGCAGGCCUCUCAAAAUUCCUCCAUAUUUGGGAGGAAAGUCUUAUUGUGAUUUUCUGGCCUACUUUUUCCUCAUUCACUACAUAAAAGUCUACCUGCCCAUUUCUUCUUACCACUACCACCGCCCAGCACUCUAUAUUUCAGGAGCAGGUCAGACUUUGCCCAAUCCUGGUAGAGAGAGCUGCUUUCUGAGUUAAAAUGACGAUUCUAAGUUUGAAUUCUCUUGGUGGCCUGAAGGAAUCCAUUUCCCUCACAUCUGAUACUUGGAGGGUCACAGUACUGGUCUGCAUUUUGGGGCAGAUCUAAGGAUCACCAGGAUAAUUGACACAAAGCAAGUUGAGCGUGUGAAAGAAAUGUUCGGCAAAUAACAAUUAUUAUAAUUUUGUCUCUCUUUCAGAGGCACUUAAGGUACAAAACAGAAGACGUUAAGACAACCAGUAAAGUUGUCCAGGGUCUCAGUGUGUGCUGUGUACAAAGGAACUCUCAAGUUCUGUGGCUGGGGGCGGGGACUUGAGUGUGUAUCUCUGUUUUGCAAUGUUCUUUUAAUAAGCUUCCGCUCCCCCAAAAACUGGAGGGUUUUGCAGCUGUGUGAUUGUUCUGCCUUCAGGUGGGGACCUGACUUGAACAGUGCUGGGGCACCAGCAGCCCUCCAAAGAUUGUUGGGCUCCAACUCCCAUCAGCCCCAGCUACCAGGGCCAAUGGGAGCGGGAAUCCCUGGACUAUAAAGUUUUGGGGGAAGAGAACAGCUUUGUUCUUCGCUGCCAAAGCCUUGUGUUCUUUCAUAAUUCAAUACCUUAAUAGUAGAAGAUAUUAAUUGUGCUAUAGAUGGAUCCACUGGGAUCAUUUGGUUUUCAGAAGCACCACCCCUUCCCCCCAUCCAUCAUUCCCUAUCAAGGCCAGCUCUGAAAGUCCUUCUGGUUUCAAAAUUGGCACGCUAUGUGGCAUAGCAGGCUGUGGCUUGAGAUGCACAACUAUGUUUCAGCUAACAUAGGUGACAGUGAAAUACAUAAUGGGAUUUCUUAGCAGAAGGUUUGAGUUGGUAUUUUGACAAAAGCCAAAGUUGCCGUUGACGAAAGAAUCUCUUUCUUGCUAUGUUUCAGGUAAUAAUGGAAUGAAGGGUUUCCUGCCGUGUAGGUAAUUUCUGUAGGGAUUUAAUUUAAUUGUUUUUAAAAUGGCUGCAAAAUGUGUUAUUUAAUGAAAGAGGUAUGAAGUAAAUUUAAAUGUUUCAGUGCUGCUAUUGCUUCUGUCAGUAUUCAGGUUGACUUGAUCAGGUUUUCUCUCGUCUUUCCCUUGUAGUUACAUAGAGAAGUUUACUGACUUUCUGCGCCUCUUUGUGAGUGUCCACUUGAGGAGGAUCGAGUCCUACUCCCAGUUUCCCGUGGUUGAAUUCCUUGCAUUGCUGUUCAAGUACACGUUUCAUCAGGUACAACACUGGCAUGUCUCUUCUCCUUAAUCCAGCUUUGUUUAGAGUUGAUUAUCCUAUAAGGUUUCACGUGAAAACACUCUGUCAGGUUUUUACUGCAUUUGAAUUAAAAUGUUACUCUUACAUUGCAAAAUAGCAGCAAUCCUGGUCUCCAGAUUGACCGCUGAAUGCCCUGGGUGCAUAUUUCAGUGAUUUCCUGGCACGCCUGGAAAUAUUAUAUUGAGUACCACACAACACAGAGGUCUUGACUGAGAUCAAAUCUCAGUAGCUGUUUUGGUUUCCAGGAAAAUAAAAAUAUGUAGCCAAUGAGACAGUAUUUAGUUUUGAUUUUAAAAUGUACCUUUUAUUUGGACCAGCUUUUCUUUCAAAUGCAGGAUACAAGCAUUUGAAUCUCUCAGGCUUGUUCAAAGAUAAGGAGUGCAGAAUGAGAUGCUUCUGUGCCAAGAUGUGGUGUUUGCGUAUCUUCUUUUGUCUCUGCAUUGUUGUUGUUGUUUUCCAGCUCCAGGGUACAGUAAGAGAAUUUAAAACAGAACCUAAAUAAAAAAAGAACAUAUGCAUUACUCCCUCUUCAGACCCCAAGGGGUUCUCAGAGCAACUGGUCAUGAAAAUAAGAAUGAAAAGACCUAACAAAAUUGGGACCUAAAAACUUAUCAGGGUAGUUUAACAAUCAAUUCCUCUUCCAGGGAACUCUGGGAAUUGUAGCUCUGGCAGGGGAAUAGGAGUCUCCAAACAAUUCCCAGCACCCGUAACUAGUUCACAGAAUUCUUUGGGGAAGCCAUGACUGUUUAAAGUGGUAUGAUUCUGCUUUUAAUGUAUGGUGUGAAUGUGGUCUAAGGUGACAUUAGGAGGAAGGCAAGGAAGAGAAGCUCCAUUGUCUAUCAAGUGGCUGUUACAAUUCUCUCUCCAUAUCCAGUUUGUGCUACUGUUAAAAAUUGUCUGUUGACUUCCGUGUUUCAGCCUACCCAUGAAGGUUACUUCUCCUGCUUAGACAUCUGGACUCUCUUCUUGGAUUACUUAACCAGUAAGAUAAAGAGUCGUCUGGCAGAUAAAGAAGCAGUUCUCAACAGGUAAGCAAGAUUAGCAGCGCAGUGGAAGAUCCCUGCUCAUUUGUAUCACAGCUUUUCCUGCUGCUUCCUUCACUGGGCAUCAUUUUGAAGGCUACAAAGGGUGUGGUGUUUUUUUUUAAAGGCUUGUCCUUUUUCUAGCAACUUGGGAUAUAAUCCUGUGGCUGCUCUUGCUCUGCGCAGAGGCAUUCAGGAUUGCAGUGGAAAAGGCCAGUUUUAUUUUUACUUGCUGUUGUUCUCACAGAGUCCAUUUGGGUGCACUGCACUGGGCACAGUGGAGAGAAGCUUGCCUUCAGAUAUGUUUCUAAGCUAGAAAUGAAAGCCUGAUCUACUAAACUUGCAAUAGAAUGAUGUGCCAGAAUGGACUGUACCAUGUCAGUGGGGGGGGUGUUAAUUUGAAUACUCACCCACAUAUAUAAGUUGUUGUUGUUUUAUUCCACCAUAAAGUUAAAAAUCAAACUAGCAUUCAAGGAAUAUUAGUUCUGUCUCAGACUAGCUUUCUAGUUUUAGACCUUUCUCCCCACAUAGGUGCAUUCAGAAAAAGUAACACCACCUCCUCCCGUCCCAUUCUGUAUGAAAAGGGGUAAUCCAUUUUGCUGCUUUGUACAGCUGCGUAUGCAGACCUAAUAUAGUGGGAAGAAACACUCCUUAACAGUUUCAGCCCAAGUCUCACUGGCUUGGAUUAAGGAGAUUGGCAGCCAGAAAGGAUUAGUUGCUCACAGAGGGAGUUCCAAACCUUCAUUUGCUACUUGUAAGAAUGCAAGAAGAGGGAAGUUGCAUCAUUAUUUCUGGACGUGUUUCUUUUUAAUGCAACUCUUACAGCUGUCAUAGGGACAGGAAGUUGUAGAGCUGUCAUAGGGACAGGAAGUGUUUACCUAUAAGCGUAAGCGUGCUUACACCACAGGAACAGCAUUUGAGGCUUCCUGUCCGUUGUAGUUUACGCCUCUUCCAAGCAGAGCCUCGUGUACAAAUCAGCUAGUCUGGGUGCUCCUACCAGCCUCCCAGUUCAAUUGACAUCCUGGCCUGACCCUAUUCCUUGCUCAGACUCUCCACAUGCUUAAGAUAGAGAGCUUAUUCAAUGUAGUUGUUUGUCCCUUGAGAUGGUCUGCAGGAAGGGAUUUGGGAGCACACCGUGGGUUUGCAUGCUCAGUCCCCUCAGUGGAGGAGGAAACAAAUGACCCAAAAGGGAAAUGUGGGUUCGAAUACAGGAUCUUGGGGUUUAAAUCUCCCCAGACUGCAUGUUCAAAUAACCACAGGAUCUCUCCUUCAGUAGUUCAUUUCUAACCACGCUGAGAAGAGCACGAGAGCGUGUAAGAUAAGCUGUCAGCAGACUCCCUCAAAGCAGGUGGGGGUGGGAGAAAUACAUUUUUAGCUUGCUCACUUGUCUUUUGCAUAUGCUGGAGGGAGCUUUUUCUCAAUGCAUUUUUCUUACGAAAGAAUAGUGGGACAGCAAGUACUUCCUGCAACUUGCUAGGUCACUGCUGGGGCUGAUGUCACUCAGUGGUGUGUUGCUUUUUUCUUUUUGUUUUGCAAUUGGGGAGCUUCGUGAGAAAAUAGGCUGAGUUCUGCAUUUGUUCAGGCAGUAAACACCACAUUUCUAAGAAGGGCAGUCUUAAAAAUGAAGCCAUACCUGGAAAUGUUGUAAUGGUAUUUGCGGUUUUGUAGGAAAGGGCAUCAGUUCCUCGUGCAUGAUUGGGGUUCUGGGCAUUUAAUGUAUAUCUGUAUUUGGGUCCUGCACUAGGAAAAGCAGACUUCUGCAACCUGUAUAAGUUAAGCAAGUCAAACCAAUUUUCAUAGUAUUUAUUUGCAUAACAUAUUCUGGCUGUGGGGAAGAGUGGAGAGCAUUGUUAGGAAACUAAUAAUCCAGUUCAACUUCUGCCUCUUGAGAUUUCAUUGACGCACUUUCCAAGCAUAUCUUGUAAGCCCUCUAGGACUAAAGUUCUGCUUGUUUUUAACAAGAAAAGCUAAACAUCUCAAGGCGAUAAAUAUCUGAUGUGAGUAUGGUGCAUCAGUAUUGUAGAUAAAUCUCAAGUUACAGGGAACACUAUUAUUUUGAAAUUCAAACCAGCAGCAUUGCACACUCGCAACUGGAGUUUGACCUUAAAACAUAGAUUUUCUCCCCCCAGAAUAUACAAGCAAACUUUCACUCCAUAUUACUCCUUUCUUAAAGAGGCGUGUGUGUGUGUGUGUGUGCGCGCGCGCACGUGCUUUCUCUUACCCGCUUAAAAGUGGCCAGGCCUGUGACUGUGCAGGUUGAACUAGCCUUGUGGAAAACAGGCGUGGAAGUGUAGCCUGGAUUUGAAAUGGAAAUUAGAAUGACAAAUAAAAGAGAGAAACAAUGUAUAUGGACGUAGCACAGUGAAUCUUGGACUUCAAGAUGGUAUCAGAAGCAUGAAGAGUGUGUGCAGAAGAAUAAAGAGAGAGAGAAUGAACAGAUGAUAUAUUAGGGCAGUUUACCCACCCUAGUACGGCCCAGAUGCUGAUGGGCUAAAACUCCCAUCAUCUCUGACUAUUGGCCAUCGUGGCUGGUCUGGAAACAUCUGGAGCACAGCUGGUUAGGGGAGGCAGCACCAGGGUAUGUACACACUUAGCAAUCAGAUUUGAUUAUGCAUAACGGAAUUCCUUUCUGAGUAGCUCAAUUGUCCUCUUAUUUAAAUGAAACGGUGCUUUCUGCCAAGGCCUUAGUGAGAACUUCCUCUCUCGUACUUCGUUUAGCAAUGACUUAUCUUGAAUAAGGAUGUGGUGUCAGACCAAAUGAUGCUAAAACUCAUUUUCCAUAUAUUCCAUACAUUGUCAACUCUACUAGAAUGGACAGAAUUCAACUAGGUCUGGCUCAAAGUGGUCUCAUUGGUAUUAGUGGUUAUGACUUAGUUCCAUUAAUUUUAGUAGCUCUACUCUGAGUAAAACUUAGCUGAACAUCACCCCAUAAUUACUAUUAUUUUGCAACCAUGCCUUUUUCUCUUUAAGUUUAAGUAACGUUGGUAUAACUUCCCAUGGACUACUAUUUCCUUCCAUAAUAAUGGUUCCAAAUUUGAUUGGGGUUUUCCUUUUGCUCUUUCCCAGGUACGAAGAUGCCCUGGUUCUUCUGCUGACAGAAGUAUUAAAUCGGAUACAGUUCAGGUACAACCAGGCCCAGUUGGAAGAGCUGGAUGACGAGACGCUGGAUGACGAUGUAAGAAGCAGAAGACUGUAGACUUGAGAAUCGUAAUAACUGUGAAAGUAGAAAGUAGAAAACAUUAUGCUUCCAUUGCACAUUAUGAAAUCUAAAGGCAUGUCAGAAUAGCAUAGCUGAAAUCUUUAAGGCUGACAGGACUUUGCACCACCUCCAAUGUCUUGUGCCUUAUGAUUGCAAGCCUGGGAAGUGUGGUGUGGGGGUUAUGAACCUUUUUUGCAGGUGUGCCAGGUUUUUUAAAUUUUUACCUGCAUAUUUGUUUUUAAGUUGUCAGAGUGUUCCUAAAUGGCAUUUCUUCACCCAUAGCAUGAACUGGAAUUGCCCACUCUAGCCACUUAGCAUUCUGUCGCCUCAUUUUUCUACUUGUGGAAAAUCCGUUCCAACAACCCUGGUGCAAAGGCAAAUAAAACAGCUGAUCAUGGUAUUUCUUUCUCACAGCAACAGACAGAGUGGCAGCGGUACCUACGCCAGAGCUUGGAAGUAGUGGCCAAAGUAAUGGAGCUCCUGCCAACGCAUGCCUUUUCGACCCUGGUAAGUGGGGAGUGUGAGCUUUACUCUCACUGUCCUUCAGAGUUUCAGAUCCAUGCCAUUGUUACUUCAAAGACCUGCUUUUUGAUGUGAGGUGUAGCAGGAAUUCCAGGUGGUUAGAAGAAUUGCCUGUUUGCGGUCUUCACUCCAUUGAGUUCACCGAAAGCCUGACCCCAAGGUUCUGUUGUCUUGAUAUAAACAUGCCAGAUUAGUAGAUGGUGGUGGGAAAAGAUGUUUGAGUUUGAGGAUUGUGGUCCUUCUGACCUAGAAUGGAGGCUCAAAUAAUAAUAGUAAUAUUAACUUUAAAAUAAAAUAAAAAUACCCAGUACACAUGACUCACUUGCAAAGUUUCUUUGAGGCAUUAGCUUAACUUCAAGCAGUGCUUCAUUCAUUCACCUUUUCAAGGAAUCUUAAAAUCAAUUGGCAAGCGUAAAGUGAAAGUAUUUGGUGGGAAUUGUGUUCCUGUGUGCCACUUUUGUAUAGAGCAGGGGUGGCUUAACCUUUUUCUGACUAGGGUCCACUUUGAGGGUUGGCCACUCCUUUAACAGCGACAUGCUGGCAUGCACAUGUCACGAGAUCAUACACAUUCACAUGGGCACACCUCUACCCUGGGUUCCAGUUCGAGACUGGAUAUCUGUUUUCUCACCUCCUUGGCAGAAAUCGCAUCUUGUACAUCCUCUCUGCGGCUAUUGCCACGAGGAGAAUGCCAAGUUAGUAGUAGUAUGAGAUGGCUCUGCUAAACUUUUGCCCACUAGGAGGUAGGCUUUGAGUUAAUAGACCUAGCUGGAACAACUAUGCGGUUUAAAUCCUGCCACAUGACAUUGACUCCUGGGAUGGCAGCCAAGGCCUCUGAUCGUUUCCCUGUGUCUCCCAUCUUGCUUCCCUGUUGCAAAGCUGUGACAUACCUGCUGGCUAGUAACACAGCAUGCCAUCUCCUUGUCCGGUGGUGCUAUAUUAGCACUUAGAAUUCCUUGGUGUGAGAUUGACACUUCUGGCAGGGAUUCCCUGCUCAUCACUUGGUGCUUUCCAGUUUGGGGACACUCAAUGCUGCAGUUUGCCAACAGAUGGUGCAGUUUUAAACCUAUAUUGCAAAUGAAUACCUAGCAGCAUGGUGUGUGUUUAAAGGCUUACAGUCCGGGGGGGGGGGGGGGCUGUGUGGCUUUUCAGAUUUUGGGAGCUGGUGUUGCUUCUUCUGUCUUUCAGCACUUCAUCCUCUGACCCUUGACCUGUACACUAGCAGAAUAGUAGCUAUAAAUGAUCAAUGUGACAAACCACAUGUAGUGCUACAUGCAUUGUUGGGGGAAGUUUGCAAGAGACUGGAGACAGGUUAAACCCCUCCCUUCCUGGCCAAUAUUAGCAUGUGACAUUGUAUGCCUUGUUUGCCAUUACAUCUGGGUUAAAAAAAAAUAUCAAGCUAGGGGAAGCAGAUUUCAGUGGAACUGGAUCAUACCACUAUCCUACCACCACCCCCCCCACCCCAGCAACAUUGCAAUAUUUAACCUGAGGGUGUGGGAGUCACAUUAGUACCUAUAAGAACACUUUCUAAGAGUAAUUGCAGAGCAUUGUAGGGCUGUUUAUGGCAAUAAUGUGACUGGAAAAGGAAGGGUUUAACCUCCCUUUCUCAUGUACAGUUUUUCCUGCGAAAAAUGGAAGAUGCGGGGAGUGGCAUCUUAAUACUUUCUUGAAAAACACAGGCAUUGUUGCUAAUGAUAUAUUUAGUGCCACAUAGUUUUGACCAUAGGAUGUUGUGCUAUAAAUCUGAUCCAGCUCUCCCUUCACCAUAAAUUGACUAGGGAACCUUAAAAACAAGCUGCACUCUCAGAAUAAGUCAUCCCAUUAUGAUGGUGGUGAUUACAGGCAGGUUAUCAUUAUGGAAUUGUUCAUGGUUAUUUCCCUCCUGCUGGUAAGGCUGACACUGUUUAUGUUAAUCUGCUUUAUUUUGUGUGUUCUUGUGUGUCACUGUUGCAUAUAUGCUACCUUGGCGACCACUGCAUAAAGGUGGGACAAAAAAUGGGAACAGUGACUUACCUUUAUUGGUGCCUUGCCUAUCUUCAUAGACAUCCCCAGUAACGUAUGUGAAGCCCUUGGGGCACUUGAAUGCCAGGUAAAGGCAAUGGAGGGUGUUACUGUUGACCACUGGGACCCAUGCAGUUCUGCAAACAUACAUUUAAGAGCAUUCUGCAGACCAUUAGUAAGCAAGUCCUGUUUUGGAAAAGCUUCUUUCCCAGUGGAAUCGUUUUCCUGCAGUGUCCCAUUGACAUCAUUUUCAUUGUAAGGCUAUGAUACUGAACCAAUCCUGAACUCCCAAACUUUUAUUUUCCCUGUCCAUGAAGGUUUAGGUGACAGAUGAAUUGUGCUUAGGUCCAGUUUCUAAACAGCAGGGAACCAUACAUGUUUAGUAUAGUUGAGGACCUUGUAGUUAUGCUUGUUUUCUUCUCCUCAGUUUCCAGUUCUCCAGGAAAAUCUAGAUGUAUAUUUGGGACUCCAACAAUUCAUAGUCAAUUCAGGAACAGGUAAGGCAAACUACCAGUGUUUGAAAUCUCAUGUCUGUGUGCUGUUUGUGUUGCUAUAAUAUGGGGCUGAUCACUGAGCUGGCAUUCUUUAACUUGGGAAAACUGCUUAAGUAUGCACGUUCAUACUGACAUCAACGGCAAUUUAUACUGGCAAAAACAUCCCAGUAGAUAAAAUUUGCUUACUCUGUAUGGUGUCUAACUGUAUUAUUCUGCAUUAUAUAGAGGUUAAUACAUUCUACCUGUUGUAAAUUCCUUUUUGGCUUACAGAAAUAUGACUUUUAUAUGCACUUUUUUACAAAAAAGGUGUUUUAACUUGCGCAUUAUAUAACUUGUCUCAAGUGAGGUUUUUCGGGGGGAGGGGGGCAAUGUAUUUUAUAUCACUCCCUUUAAUAAAAUUCCAUAUAAUACUACAGUUUGGUUAAACACCCAAGUAGUUUUAUUUCUGAAGUGUCUCGAUCGAAGUAAACUUUCAGAUACAGGUAUAACUAAUAAGGCAGUAAAACUGAAGCAGCAUAAAACAGUUAACAGACUGUAAAACAUUUAAAAAAGAAAAUAUUACAAAGGCUUAUGAAAAUAAUAAAAAGGACCUUUGCCUGGAACCAAAAUAACAAAAAUGAUUCCAGGUAAGCCUCUUUAGGGUGAGGCUGUUCCAUAGUUGGGGUGCCACCACUGGGAAGGCCCUCUGCCUGCCUGCCUGCCAAACAACCACCUCUCCUCAGAUGGUGAGGGCAUUCUGUGGAAGGCCUUCUGCUGAACAUGUUAAGGUACAGAAAGGUGUAUUUGGAGAUGGGCUGCUUUUUGGACCCCUAGAUGUUCAAGGUCAAACUGACAGUUUGAAUUUGGACCGGCAACAGACCAGGAACCUCUGCAACUAAUGCAGGAGAGGCCCGAGAGAAGAUCAGAACACCCAGACAAGUUAGGAAUCUGGAUGCCACAUUCUGCACAGACUGAAAAGCAGCCCUGUGUAAAGCGUUUUACCGUAGGCUAGGCAUGUUCAAGGUCAAAAUGGCUGGUAACCGCCCACAACAGGCACGCCAACUCCUAGGGGCUGGGGCAGUUUUGACUCUUUCCCCACCAAAGUAUAUCCGCUGCUGAAGAGAAACUGGCACCCUCAAUCCUCUUAAGAAGAUGGCACCUCUGGUCACAAAAUUAAGAUUGCUUUGACUCCUGCUAUUUAACUGGAAGUACUAAAUCCCAGUGUGUUUUCUUGUGGGUGUGCUCUUCAGCAGCGGAUAUUAGAAACACGCAGCUUCUCUGUGUUGCAGUUGUAUAGAGCCCACCCCCUUGAGCCAAUCAGGAUUUUCUUUCUCCGAUUAAACUACUUUGACUUCUGCUGUUUGGGUCCCUGUUGUUGCUUGUGCGGUAAAGCGGGGCCACCCUGUUCUGAAAAAUAUUUUAGCCUUUAGGGAGGAAAAGAGCUGCAAAUAAUUAGUAAAGAUUAAAACCCCAAUGUCCUCUUUAACAAUGCCCCUUUCUAAGCUGCCUAAUUUAGCAAUCUUGCUUGCAUUCGGUGCUUGAACUGUGACCUGCAAGACAGCUAAUGCAGAGAAAAUGCAUGUAAUGUAAUUACGGUAAAUGUUUCAUUUCCUGGCAAGCUAUCUGCAUAAUUAGAUUUCUCAUAUGCGUGCCUUGUGUGUUACAAGGUUAUGGCUUCGGACAAUCUUUGUAUUUGAAUUUGAGUUUGUGCAGGAGGCAGCCAUUUCUUUAAAUCACCUUAAUGGGCAGCAAUUUGUCCCUAUUAGCAGAAGCACUUGCAUUCCGGUUUCUCCUUGCAUUUUUAUUCCCACUGGCUCAUGCUGUCCUUUCAGGUCACAGGCUGAACAUCACUGCAGAGAACGACUGCCGGCGCUUACACUGCUCCUUGCGCGACCUCAGCUCCUUGCUCCAAGCGGUUGGUCGGUUAGCCGAGUACUUCACGGGGGACAUGUUUGCCGCGAGGUUCAGCGAUGCUCAUACUGUAGUGGAGAGGUAGGCAGCGUGACCCUCUUGUAGAGUUGGAUUCUGGGACAGGCCUGCUAAUAGCUGCUGGCAUUUCAGCUCCAGCCGCUGUCUGUCUUUAUGAUAUGCCUCCUGUAGGUCUUUACAUGCAGUCCUAAGAGAGUCCUGCUCUUCUUUAUGCUGCCAAAUGCCAAGGUGACUCCUGAGCAGUUUACACACACUGCUUAGAAAUGCUGAUGACUGAGCAGCAUAUAAAUGCAGUUAAAUAGAUAAAAGAAAUAAAUAAAACAUAGAAAUCAAUAGCACAGCAUUGUUAAAAUGCUGAAGAAUUUUUAAAAUACACCAUAAUUCAAAUAUACUAUAAAGCAAUCCCAUUAUAGCACCAAAAUAUAAACACCAGUGAUUACAAUAUGCACCCUUGAUUAUGGGUGUUGUGCUUCCAAUGGAGACAAUAGAAAGAUGCUUUAUACCAAAUCAGGCCACUGGUCUGUCUUGCUCAGUAUUUCCUUCACUGACUGGCAGUGACAGCGGAAGUGGUAGGGCAGGCAUCCAAGCCUCUUACCUGUGGGCCAAAGCAGGCAAGGAUCCUAAUUUGACCCAGGAAGCCCUAUUUCCUCAUCUGUCCCACACUGAUGUGAUAUGACCUCAGGCAAAGCCAGCUGCAAAGGACUAAUGAGCCGGAAAGUGCACCUCUGGUUGUUUAUCUGCAACUGGAAUUUGUAUUUGGCACCUUUGUAAAUUUGCUGUGAAAUGGAAUCCAAGGUAAAUCUGUACCCGCAGCAAGCGAUAUUUACAUUCAGCACUAAACGCAGGUAUGCUGGGUUUGGUCCUGCCCACCUGUCAAAGUCACCGACAGCAGAUGGGGAUGCCAUGAUCUUGCCCACCUGUCAGAUCCAGCCUCCCACCCCUGCAGUAGAACAUAUUACUUGUAAGGUUUGGCAGGCUGGAUGAGGGUUAGAACUUUCCAAAUCAGAUGUCUUCAGACUCCUUAUUUGUUCUGAAGGACUGUAUCCAAAAAGGACGUUCUACUUUUCCUUUGAAUAGCUCAAAGUAGCUAACAAUAAGAAGUUAGAAACAAAUAAACAUUUGUAAAAAACAAAAAAGAAGAAACGUUUCUUUGGGGAAUUAAAGGAACAGAACUACCUAAACUGCAUAGAAACUUAUUCAUGUAUGCUACUGCAGUGGCAAGAAUGUUACUUGCCCAAAAAUGGAAAGAAGCAGAAGUCCCAGCAAAGGAAGAAUGGGUACAAAAACUUAUGGAAUAUGCAGAAAUGGCGAAACUUACCGGAAGAAUAAGAAAUCAAGAUAACAAACUUUUUAUAAAAGAAUAGAAUUGGUUUAUUGAAUAUUUACAGAUAAAUUGUAAACAGAUAAGAACAUUGGCAGGAUUAGUGUAAUAACCUGCAGUUUCAUAAGAGUAUAUAUUUAAAGUAGAUGAAUAAAUGAGCAGAUUAAGUUAAUUUGGAUAUGCAGAAGAUAUUUUUUAAAAAUUAAGGAACUGCAGAAAGAGGGGGAAGGAAGUCAAGUUUUGAAAUGUUAAAAUGAUUGUAAAAUUAGUGAAAUGUAUAAACCUGAAAAUCAUUUUUUAAACAUUUAAUUGCUAAAAGCAAUUGAUCACAACAUCAGGCCCCAAAAUGUCUUCCACCAACAUUACUUAUAAAUGGGCAAAAUGGGACACACGUUCCCAUCCUUUCCCUUUUGUGCAUAGAUUCUGUGCAUCCAACUUAAAGCAGGGUUUAUGUUCAAUAUAGCAGAGGAUUCUGUAUAUUAUUGAGUCCCACUUUUCCUCAUUUCCUUGCCUCUUAUCUCCUCCCACAGACUGGUCAAGGUAACUCUAUAUGGGUCCCAGAUUAAACUCUACAAUAUUGAAACUGCUGUGCCAUCUGUCCUGAAACCUGAUCUUAUUGAUGUGUGAGUAUGAUAUAAUAAUAAAAAAUGCAGUGUUAGAAAGUGUUUUGGAAAUGCUCACUUGAAGUCUGGUUCCUUACUGAAGCCAAAAGACAUGUUUUGUACCUAUGCAAGGGAACUCUCUAGAGUUCUUCACCCUGCAGUCGUUGAUAGUGAUGGGGGUUGCGAAAGAUCUUUCCUCCACAGGAAAUCAGAGGGGCCCAGCAGAGUCUGAAUGACCACAGCCCAGCCCCACCAGACGUCCCUUCCCAGCUAGCGAUCCUCCUUAUCCCAAGGCUAAACAAUGCGCCCAAAGUUUUGCUUCUCCAUGUCCUGUGGGAGGGAGUUGCACGGUCAGAGUGCCACGGUGGUCUGUGCAGCUUCUGUAGCAGCUUGUCAACAGUCCUUUUAAUAGAUUAUGGCAUUGCUAGGAAUGUCAGAUGUUUUCACUCCUUGACUCCAUAGGCCCAGCUCAUGUGUCUCAUAUCCUUUCCUCUGUGUUGCUCACUUCCUCAUGAUGCAACUGCCCCAACCAAAUGAUGUCAUGGACUGCUAUGACCUGAGCCCAGCCAACCAGUUUCGCAGAGCCUACAUGAUGCAGCCUUUCUCAGCCUUGGGUUGACUAGUGGUCAGGGAUGAUGGGAGUUGUAGUCCAACAACAUCUGGGGACCCAGGUUGAGAAAGGCUGGAUUAGCAUGUUAGACCUAGGAAGCUAGGGUUCUAGUCAGAUACACAACUGGAAAUGAGUAGACCUGAAGAUUAUUGGUCUUGUGUACUUCUAUUCCCUUCAUCUUACAUUUGAGAUUCUGUGUCUCUCUGUUCCUCUAGGCAUGCACAAUCCCUUGCAGCCCUGCAGGCUUACUGUCACUGGCUAGCACAGUUCUAUGGUGAAGUUCAUCGGCAAAACCCCACACAAUUUGUCUCCCUCGUCUCUACUGCCCUGGAAGCAAUCACUCCACUAAUCAGUUCUAAGGUACAAUGCAUGACCCAGCAGCAUCAGCCAUUGUGUACAAAACCAAGCCUUGAAACUAUCCCUCUUUUGCCGGGCAAGGUGGCCAUUCUUGUGCAGGGGACGUAAAUUAUUGGUCAAUGUGUAUAAUGGGAAGCUGCCUCAUUUGAACUGUCGGUAGUGAACUGCUGCUGGGUUGAGCUACCAUUUUGCAGCAGUACGAGCUUCCCUUUCUUGGGUGGAAGGUGAUCUUUCAAAGAGAGUGCUCAGGAGAACAAAAGACUAGAGAUCACCAUUCAAAAAAACAGAACCAGAGCAUGAAAACUUUGCCUCCAACCUGGUUCUCCUCUGUCCAUCCUGUGCUGUUUAGAGCAGUGGUUGAGCUGCAGUCCUCUCCAAAACUUUUCAGGUUGGGUUCUGGCUGCUCCUGUCUUUUGUCUUCCUUGUCGCCAAUUGGGGAGGCUGGCUUAGCUUUUUGAUAAAUUGCUCUCCCUCAGAACUCCUGAGAGGUCUUAAACUUCUUGCUGCCUCUUGUAAUCAUGGGCUGAAAGAGCAGCGUAAGCAGUAUUCUGGCUAGGUUAUUGUUGCUGCUGGUUGGCUCCUCAUUCAUAAGCUGUUGAAGAGGUUCCAGAAGACCAGUGCAUGUCCUUCAGCUGCCCCUCCGUGGAGUAGCAGCCACAACAAACCUGUUCACUCUUAUGUACUGUUUCUGAAUCUUCAGGAUCAAACCCUUCUGUUGAUUCAGUUACAAAAGAGGCUGAAGAUCUCUGUCCUCCUGCCCCUCCCCCCGCCCUGCUCAGGUACAAGAGAAGUUACUGUUGUCCUCCUGCCACCUGCUCGUCUCCUUGGCCACCACAGUACGGCCCGUGUUCCUUAUCAGCAUCCCAGCUGUCCAGAAAAUGUUCAACAGGAUCACAGAUACUUCUGCUCAGCGCCUCCCUGAUAAGGUACAGUGGGACUUAGUGAGUGAGCUGCCAUUGUAUUGGCUUGGAUAGCGGAGCAACACCACUGCACGUCCGUUGACUGUAGAUGGUUCAGACACAAGAAGUAAUUCUGGGUAGCUUAGAAGUGGCCUGCUUCCGAUCUCACAGCUGCUUCCAAUAAAGAGAGGGGAGAGGAGCAGCAUGCAUCUGAACCACGCACGUGUGUUUUGCUUAGAGCCAGUGUGGUGUAGUGGUUAAGAGCAGUAGACUCGUAAUCUGGUGAACCGGGUUCGCUUCCCCGCUCCUCCACAUGCAGCUGCUGGGUGAUCUUGGGCUAGUCACACUUCUCUGAAGUCUCUCAGCCUCACUCAAAGAGUGUUUGUUGUGGGGGAGGAAAGGAAAGGAGAUUGUUAGCCGCUUUGAGACUCCUUAGGGUAGUGAUAAAAUGGGAUAUCAAAUCCAAACUCCUCUUCUUUUUAGUGCUCAGUAAGCCUGUUGACUCUAAGCUCUUUGGCUCUGCUGUUGGCAUGUCUGUGCAGUGUAGUGUCAAGGCAACCCCAUCUAAAUGGUUGGACACCAGCAUCCUUUUCCCUUUCGGAGCUGCUGAUUGUGUUUCCUCAGCUCCUUCUCCUCUCUCUCCCUCCUUACCUCUUUUCUUUUCUUUUUGUUUGAUCUGUCUUAUUCUCCGCAGGCUCAGAUACUCGUGUGCCGAGCGCUCUCAAAUAUCCUGCUGCUGCCAUGGCCAAACCUCCCAGAAAGUGAACAGCAGUGGGCCAUUCGCUCGACUAACCAUGCUAGCCUAAUCUCCGCCCUUACCAGGGAUUACCGCAGCCUGAAAUCCAGUGCCAUCUUGCCCCAGAGGAAAAUACAGCAGGACGAUAGUAAGUUCCCCCAAUACAGGCCUUGUUAGCAACGGCAGAGUAACUGCUAGCACAGUCGGAACAGAAGGAUCAGUAAACCUCUCUGACAUUCUGGCCAAAGUAUUCACAUAGCAGCUUUGCAUAACUGAUGUCUCAGUUCCCAAUGGUCCAUUGGCAAUUAACCCUUACUUAUAGCUGUGAGUAACAUUGAGAUCUUGAAGUCCCCCUAAGUCCAAGAGAGGUUGCUAUCAGUUUUGUUUCCCUUCCAGCUGGUCCUUCUGGGGAAAAUAAGGGGAUUGGUGCUGGGGGUUGCGAGGUUUAGACAAAUGCAUCUCUCGUACUCUGUAAAGUGUCGUGCUCACUAAUGGUACUAUAUAAAUACAGUCAUCCCCCCACUUGUGUGUGACUGUGUAUACAUGUGGCACCAGGCAGUCAAUUCCUAACCUGAAAUGGCAAGAGACAGCUGGAAAAUCCUUGUGGCUCGCAAGGAAACCUUCCUCAGAGCCUGAAAAGGAUGUCAGUGAGCCAAAAGUCCAGGAAAAAAAUACUCCAAGGGCUCCAAAAUGGCAUGUGGGAGCUCUCGCUGAUGCUAUGGUACCCCUUCAACAGCUGUUUGGCAGGAAGCAGUGUGUACUGCAGCAGGCUCACCACUUACCCAAACCCAAUGAGGGAGACCUUGUGCAGCACUUCAAUUAAGGUUUUAAAACCUAAUUCAACCUGUGGUUGGUGGUUGAGGGGGAGAAGGAAAGGAUUUAGGCACUUUUGCAACCGCAUGUUUAAUCAGGGGUUUAAAGCCUAAUUAAACACUUGAUCGGUGUGGGGAGGGAAUAAGGAGCCAAUGUCUCUACCGCCAUCAUUUCCGCCUCCCUUUUCCACCAACCAGCUGCUUCCUCAUUUGGCAGCCCUGGAUCACUUCAGAUGGAUCCAACCUGGAGCAGUUUGGGGCUGCCUAGACAAAUCCUGGAUUGGCCCAAUUUGGUUUGGGAUCCUGUAUUUGUCCAGACAGGCUGCACAACUCUGGUGAUUAUGCUGCGUCUCUUCAGAGACAGGACAGACUGACCCAUUCUCAGUAGAAGCUGUUUAGGAGGAGGCAAGGACAGCGUAGGGAAUCUUACAGAGAUGCACCUCUGGGAUGGGUGUCUUGGGUCUACAUUUUGUAAUUUCCCAUGGAAAACCUAGCCAUUUUCUCACAGCAAAUGGUUUGGGAAUUUCGGGCUACCACCUCUUAACUUUUAUCUAUUUUCACCACCACUGGUGCCCUGGGCUGAUGGUUUGAAUGUCCUCUCUUGAUUUUGCAGCCAAGACAGUUAUCCAUCAGACUCUCAGCGUCUUGGAAGAUAUCGUGGAAAGCAUCUCUGGGGAAGCCACCAAGUCCCGCCAGCUCUGCUACCAGUCACUACAGGAGUCUGUGCAGGUCUCGCUAGCCCUCUUCCCAGCUUUCAUUCAUCAGUCAGGUAUAAUCACAGGGCAGCCUUUCCAGGCGUGGGUCAUUCAGGAGCUCUCACCAGUACUUGGCAAGAAGUCCCAUCGGGCUGCCAUGGUCGUACAGGCGCUGCCGGCGCCACAUAAAUUCCUGCCCCCCUACCCACACUUGUGUUGAGAAUAUUCAUCAGGAAUCAAGAUGGCACUAUGCAUGCCACUGGGCUGUCCCAACUGGUUGAUCUUUCCCAUGUACAGUGGUACCUCGGGUUACAUAUGCUUCAGGUUAAAUACGCUUCAGGUUACAGAUGCUUCAGCUUACAGACUCUGCUAACCCAGAAAUAGUACCUCGGGUUAAGAACUUUGCUUCAGAAUGAGAACAGAAAUCGUGCUCCAGUGGUGCAGCGGCAGUGGGAGGCCCCAUAAGCUAAAGUGGUGCUUCAGGUUAAGAACAGUUUCAGGUUAAGAACGGACCUCCGGAAUGAUUUAAGUACGUAAGCAGAGGUACCACUGUACAGGGAACAAUUCGAACACAGGUCCUAUCAGGUUUCACUGCAGUGAAGAAAAUCUGAACGAGGCGUUCGAACUAAAUGUGGGUGGUUUGCAAAGGUGACUCGUUAAUUUGAGCAAGCAGAAAUUAAGGGCAACCCCAAAUGGUUUUUUACGUUGACUUUAACUGUCAUUUCAUUUUGAGUGGGAUUAAAUUUGCUUCUGCUUCGUCUUUUGUAUUUUAUUGUACUUACAAUGGCCUGUGGCUACAAGCAAGAAAUGCUUAUCAUAUUGUGCCCAGGUAAAUGUUGGGAAUUUGCAAUGCAGGGGAUCCAAGAAAUCAACUUCCUAGCUGUACCGGCUUAAACCCAACCGGUCACGAUCCGCUCUUUCUGGAGGAAUGCUUGCUUUGUCUCAGCCAGUAGGAAUCUUUAUUAUCUGGUGGCCAUCACUAAAUUGGAGAAAUAACUCUCACCUGCUCAGUCCUCCAGGUUCCCUGAGAUCCAAGGUGUCAGGGGGCAAUAAUUUGGGUGGAGAAGGGCGAAAAGAGCUAAAAUAUAUUGUGUGUAAAUUAUUUUAUGCCUCUGAACUUUAAAACAACCUUGGUCUGACACUGUAUAAGGCAGAUUCCUAUGUUCCUACAUAUGUAAGAGGUCUGUGGUUUUUUGCUCAGGUGCCUCAUGCGGUGCUGAACUUCAGUUUUGAUCCUGCAUUGCUAAGUCUUAGCACUUGGCUCUGUAUGUUUCCAGCCAGCACAUGCCCUCUUCUUGAGUACCUACAGAAAACAUGUUGGAUUGCAAUCCAAGGAUACAACUCUAGAUUACGACCCAUAGCCCACUUGUAAUUUGUUUAUUUGUUUUAAAUUGUAUGUUGCUUUUCCAUGUAAAUUUGCUGAAAGCAGCUUUGUUACUGAAAGCAGUAACAAAAAUACAAAUACAACGCUUCAUUACAAUAGCAAUCAAAAAUUCUGUCAUUUCAAACAUAACAUGACCAUCAAAUAAAUAGCUUGAUUUAUCUGAAUGUUAUAAUAUUUAAAAAUGAUAAUAAAACAAGCUAUUGAUUGUUAAAACGGAUCAAUUAAUGACAAAUAAACAUUCCAAUGCAAUCAUAUAUCAGCACCAAGCUAAGCAGCAGCCACUGCAUGGCAGUACUAUACCAAAUGGUACAAAAACUAAAAAGUGUAUAAAAUGUUUCAUAGUGGCUGAGCAAGUUAAUUGCUGUCACACAAAACCUCGCAUCCAACCCUAAACUGUGGUCCAACAUUGGUGCUAAAAAUCAACCUAGAGCAAGGGUGUGAGCCCGCAAGAGGAGCAGAGCAUCUAAAAUCACAAAUACCUGUAAACAUGACAAAAAUUUGACUGUAAAUGUCCAAGUGAGUAAUGGGUGUGAGCCCUCACUGAGUUCAGCAUGACUUCUUUUUGAGUAGGUGCACAACUGUAACACCAAGUAUGGUUGUUCGCUAGAGGUUACUGUUCAUUUCAAGUAUUUAUUUUAUUUUAUUGGUUUUUUAUUUUCUAUAUGUAUAUAGGCCACCCUCUAACAGAGUUUAGGGUCAGGUGUCAGAUUUUUUUUUUUUUUUUUACAGUCCUGCAUUUCCGCAGUCAGCCACUAGAGUUCAAUCUAAACCAUUCUGUGCACUAAUCCAGUGCCUUGCCAUUGACUGGGGCUGUACAGUGGUACCUCGGGUUACAUACGCUUCAGGUUACAUACGCUUCAGGUUACAGACUCCGCUAACCCAGAAAUAGUGCUUCAGGUUAAGAACUUUGCUUCAGGAUGAGAACAGAAAUCGUGCUCCGGCGGCACGUCAGCAGCAGCAGGAGGCCCCAUUAGCUAAAGUGGUACCUCAGGUUAAGAACAGUUUCAGGUUAAGUACGGACCUCUGGAACGAAUUAAGUUCUUAACCCAAGGUACCACUGUACAUGCUAUUACACUGAUAACACUCAGAGCCUUGUCACCAGCUGCUUAGCUGUCCAUUUCUCGAACCUGCUGGUUAAGGAGGGCUAAGAUGUCAAGCCUUUGGCAUUAGCUGUGCAGUAGGUGCCAGGGGAAGAUUCACUUUGCCAGUCCAGUGUCAAAUAGCAAAGGUGGCUCCUGCCCAAGAACAGUCACAUGUCAAAACAAUGCUUUUUUUGUUAACGCUUUCCUUUUUGGCUCCUCCGCCUUCCCAUUUCCAGAUGUGACAGAUGAAAUGCUGAGCUUCUUCCUCACCCUCUUUCAAGGGCUGAGGGUGCAGAUGGGUGUGCCUUUCACCGAACAGGUCAUACAGACGUUCCUCAACAUGUUCACCAGGUAACCCGCUCAACUUUCUGUCGCUAAUCUUUUGCUGCUGUUUCUUUGACACAGAACAUGAAUAUGUAAUAAUAGGAUGGAGCUCGCUUUUGAGACUGGUAUGUGGCUCAGAUUUCAGAGGGGACGGGGAAGUCUCUAUGCAUUUACUGCCUGUAAACAAAUGCUCUACAGCUAGACCCAAGUCUUCCUGAAAGCUUAAUUGUUUUUUGUGUUGUGCCCUUAGAGAGCAGCUGGCCGAGAGCAUCCUCCAUGAUGGGAGCACCGGGUGCCGAGUGGUAGAGAAAUUUCUGAGGAUCCUUCAGGUGGUGGUGCAAGAGCCAGGCCAAGUCUUCAAGCCUUUCUUACCCAACAUCAUCUCACUCUGCAUGGAGCAAGUCUACCCAAUCGUUGCGGAGGUAGGGCUGGGCGAGAGACAGAAGGGGAUGGGGCAAGGCAGAAGCUCUUGCAGGGUCCGAAUCAUGGGACAGCAGUGGAGCCACACCCCUGAGAAGCCCUUAGGGCUUCUCUGUAACAGAUGUACACCACUUGGUGGUUUGCAGUCAGAUGCACAAAUAGACUCCUUUAAAAAGGAUCCAUUUUUCAGACACUGCCAAGUGAUCUGUCCUCGGGUGCUUUGUUCACACAUGGUGAGACCAAUGGCAGGGAGGAGGUAGGCAGCAGCCAAACUAUCCGCGGGAAUUAAAAUUGUCAGGAAAGCAAUGGCACUGUUUAUUAUUUUGCUUCCCUGUGGAAAGAAGUGGACUGAAUAUUGCAUGGAAAUAAGCUGCCAUUAAACUUUCAUUGGGUGGAAUAUGGAUUGAAAAUCAGAUGGUCAUCUUACUUUCUUUAAAAUUUUAUUUUUGAGAGGGCCAGUGCUUAAAGGGUGUGCAACUGCAGCACUAACCCAUGACUGCUGCCUUCUUCUGCUGCAUAGCAAACACCUCCCUCUCUGACCAUCCGCCUUGGGCUGUGCUGGUAAUGAGAGCCGUUCUGGCGAUGGGCGUCUGGUGACUCCCUGCGUGCUUUCCCUUUGUCCCCAAGCGAUCCUCUCCCGAUGUGAAAGCUGAACUGUUUGAGCUGCUUUUCCGGGUCCUUCAUCACAACUGGCGGUACUUUUUCAAGUCCAGCAUUCUGGCGAGUGUCCAGAGAGGCGUAGCUGACGAGCAGAUGGAGAACGAAGCACAGUUCAGCGCCAUUAUGCAGGUACCUGGACGGGAGUCGGCUGGUGUUGUCGCUUCCUUGCUUGUGAGGGCCCUGGUGCCUCUGGCUGGCAACUGUAGGAAAUGGGUAACACUGCGAAAUGGGGCUCUGUUCCAAUACAGCAAAAUAGUUAAAAUGGCUUACCGGCUGCAAGAACACAACAGUCCCUGGCUUUCCCAUGAGUCCAAAUGCUGCCCUGACACAUUAAGGGAAGGACCUACUUGAUUUGCAUUGUGUUCCUUGUACACUUUGAAGGCUCAAGACCUUUUCAAAAGAGGCAGUGCUUAGUGCAACUGCAUAUUUUAACUUUGCGACUUCAUAGAGGUGUGGAGGAUGGCGAUGUGAUGGGAACGGCCUGUGUUAUUUUAAGAAAAGCGAGUUAACUCCUUGGUCUGGAUGUUCACGCAAAUCUCUAGCAUCUGCUUUACCAAGUAGCUAUUGUGGAGGCCUCACCUGAACCCUGGAGUUACUCACUGAACCCACUGGAGAAGUUUCUUCUCAAUACACUGUUGUUCCUUCUGUACCCACACUUGUUCCUAAUUCUGUUGUCUACUGAGAGCCUGUUAGUUGUUUGGGGCCAUUCCAGGCAACUCCUGCUCAGGUUCCCUUCUCAUUCCAAGUGCUGAACACUGGUAAUUUGUAAGCAGAAGAUUGCUAAAGAGCUGACAGCUCAGUAGUGGCUGAUUCUAGCCAAGUGCUUCUGGCUGUUGGCCUUCCAGUUGGCUCAUGCUCUUUGGCAGAGGCGCUUCUGCUUAGUGCUCUCUGAAUGUUCUGCAUGGCCCAGGAUGUCUGCUUGCUGCUGCCGCCAUGGUCAAAGUCCAGUCUCUAGUCUAUUCGGCCAUUCUCAAAUUCUUGUUUAACUCCCUGAGAAGUAGGAAAAGCUGCUUGCCUGGCCCUGUUUCCUUCAAAGCCUCAGUCUGUGUUUGGAGGCGGGCCACUGAAUCCCAACCAUUCCUGCUUCAUCUCAUAACUUGAUGCGAGACAGUCUCAAGGAGGUGAGAUUUUACAACAAGAAAACAUCCCUGACACAUCGCUGUCCAGUAUAGAGGUAGCCAGUCUGGAGCCGUCCAGAUGUGGUCAAACUAAGACUCUUCCUCUCAUCAGCCGCAACCAGUGUGGCCAAUGGGCAGGAAUGAUGGAGGGUAGACAAUAUCAGGUUCCUUGUCACUAGUCCAAUGGCUAUUCAAAGAGCUUCUAGUUUUUGGUAACCGCCUUCAAUGUCUAUUGUCCUGAUAGGCUUUUUUCCCUGUUCCAUAGGCAUUUGGCCAAUCCUUCCUGCAGCCUGACAUACACCUUUUUAAACAGAACUUGUUCUAUUUGGAGACUCUGAACACAAAGCAGAAGCUGUAUCACAAGGUAAGCUCCCUGCUUUCCAAUGUAUACAACAGUACAUUCUGUAUCUUGCUUACACAAAGCUCUGGCAGAAGAGGGACAGUUCAGAAGGCUAGCAAUUCUGGUUCUUCCUGCUUUAUUGCCCCCUAGUGGUCCAUACACUCGGGUGCUCUCCUCGCUGGAGUUGCUGUUGCUUACGUGUUGGAAGAGCAUAGGCCUGGCUUGUGUCAUAAAUUAAAUUGGCCAGUGCAGAGAGGAACAAGAAUUUCGCUCAGGCAGAACAAGGAAACUAAUUCUCCUUCAACUUGGAGAGGGAAACGGCAAGAGCUUUUUUCUAAUGCCUGUGUUGAAUACGCUGCUCCCAAAACCACUGCCCAAAAUGCCCAGUGGCGGGUGGCUUGCAGAGGAUCAGGUACAUUGAAUGAGCAUGUCAGAGACCCAGGAAAACUGGGCCCCUAGAUACGCUGUAGGCAUUGUGACAGGACUCUUUGUCAUUGUUUAAUCAUAGCAGAUUUUACCCACAUUUUCAUUGUGAGUGCCACAUUAUCACAAGAGCUAACCGUUUUAAAUGUUGUGCAAGCUUGCUAGGGCAGGGGUGUUCAGCUGGUGGAGUGGUGAAUGCCAAGUUGCCAGGGGUUUUCACUUACCUCUGCAUCCAUGGAGGUGAAUGAACCCUGCACUGGACCCUGGAGGUGUGGCAUAAUUCAGCUGUCAUGAGCCACUGAAACAAGGCCUAUCAGAUGGUCCUUUGCAGAGCACCUCGCAGCUUCACUGAUCCCCCAGAGCUGCUGUUUUUCUGAGCACCUCAGGAGCUUGCUGAACACCCUUGUUCUCUUUCCCCACAGAAGAUCUUCCGGACAACCAUGCUUUUCCAGUUUGUGAAUGUCUUGCUUCAGGUACUGGUCCAUAAAUCACACGACCUCUUGCAAGAGGAAAUUGGCAUAGCCAUCUACAACAUGGCCUCCGUGGACUUUGAUAGCUUCUACUCGGCCUUUCUCCCGGGGUUCUUGGCCAGCUGCGAUGGUGUGGACACCAACCAGAAAAACGUGCUUGGAAGGAACUUCAAAAUGGACAGGGUGAGGCUGGCUUGGAGCUUUCAGGUGGGGUUGUUCUGUACGGACAGACUGACAACACACACACCCGUGUCCCAAAUAGAACUUCCUUGAACUAUAAUGUUUUAUUAUUGAAUGAGAACAUAAGAAGGACCCUGAAACUGAAUCAGACCAAAGUGGUUCAGCAUCUAGCUCAGCAUCAUCUUCUUACCAUAGCCUACCUUAACAAGCCACAGUUCCCAGGGUCCUUUGGGGGAAGCCAUGAUUAUUUAAGGUGAUAGGUCCCAUUUGCACUACACAUUUAAAGAGGUCUCAAAGAGGAAGGGAAGCUCUCAGAGUAAUGGCUGGUUCGGGACUGUGUGUCCCAUCAGACUGCACCUUCUCGUGGCUUCAUGCAGAGAGUUUCUCCUGCCUGAAACCCUGGAAAGCUGCUGCCAGCCAGUGCAGACAGUACUGAGCAAAAUGGGUCAACAGCCUGACUGUGGAUAUAAGGCAGCUUCUGGGGGGUGACAUUGCUUUUGUUCCGGGGCUGCUCACUACAAAGGUUUCUAUUUCCCUUAAAAACUUGGCUCUUCCUUCAUAAGACUUCAUGGUGACAUUUCAGGCUGUCUCACACCCACACAACCUAGUUGAAAUUAGCUGAAUAAAAUGGCCCCAGAUUGUUGAAAACAGAGCCAGGAGAUAUUUGGAAGUGUUUGGGCAAGGUUGGUGCCAUUGCAUACCCUAGUGUCAACACUCCUUUGGGGCAAAGAACUGGAAGGAUUGGUUAAUCUUGUUGUUGUUGUCCUAACCGUUGGCUAUCUCUUCUCUCCCAUGUCUCCCCACCACCCCUUUUCCAGGACCUGCCCUCAUUUACGCAGAACGUGCACAGGCUGGUCAACGACCUGCGCUACUACAGACUCUGCAACGACAGUUUGCCCCCUGGGACCGUGAAGCUAUAGUUCUGGGCACCGACUCUGGUUCGAAUCCCUGUCGUGAGCGGACCUGUGCUCCUCGUGUUGCCGCUGCCUCCGCUCCCCGAUCUCACCAGGCCGGCUGGAUACAGAAGCACCUCCCCCGUGGGCCCCCGUGCCUGGGAGAGCUGCACGCUGUGCCCCCACCCUUGUCCAUUCCCCUUCCAGCUCCUCCUCGCAGCUGAGCUGGGGCAGCUCUGUGUCCUACAGGGUGUCUCGAGGCCCACUUGCAGGCCGUUCCUCUAUAGCUGGAUGUUUUCGUCUUAAUACUGUGGCAUUUGCAGAUUUGCAGGUUCCGGUGACUGGUCUUGUGCAUCAAUCAUGAGGCAGAAACGCCAAAGACUACUUCAGAUGUUCCCACCUUCACAUCAUUCCACCUGCCUCCCUCCCCUCCUGCACCUGGCUGUUGGGGAGGGGAACAUCCCAUCAACUUUUUGUUUUUAAUUGCCUUGAAGCCUCCCCUGCCAUCGGUGGGGAGACAGACGGACAGACAGACAGACAGACAGAGCUCUGUUUUCGUGGGGUUUUUUUAAAGAAAAGUUUUUUCUCAUCAUUCCAUUGUGAUACUAAAAUGUGCUUAAUGGAAAUAAAAAAAGUGCUUACUUUGUUGUUUUA